AUGAACCAACAAUUAAAGAGUCAAAACAUCAAGCACGAAUUUUUAUACAAGUGGUUUGAGACCUACCAUGUUGCAAUUGGCUGGAUGAAGUAUGACUUCUGCAAAGACCUUCUUUUUAGUGACUCAUACUUGCUUAAAAUACUUUCAAUAUCGAUUCCCAAUGAAUUUGAACCUUUUGAUGAGGAGGAAGAGAUACCAAACUUACAAGCUCUGAGUUAUCAGUAACAGCACAAGAAAAUUGAGACUGCAAUUGAGAUGAAACUAUUUACAGCUUUGAAGGUGUUUUUCAAAACUAGAGAACUUGAUCUGACCGAAGUUUUGAAAUAAAUUAGGAUUAAAAAGUAAGCUAACAAGGCUUAUGAUUACCAAAGCUGGGAAAAAGCGUAUUGGCAAUUAGCUUAUAUAGUGUUUACUGCAUUUUACAUUGAAAAUGUCUAGAAUGAGUAUCUAGAGAACUACUUUUAGCUAUAGCUAAGGCAGGACUUGCAAUAGAUGAAAUUGGUGCUUGACAUUAUUAGCUCGGUACUUCGAAGAACAUAAUCUCCUGAUCUGAUCAUAGCUCCUAGUCUUAAUUAAGUAUCAGCUAGUAGCUAAAAUAUUUUAACUCCUGCAAAUCAAAGUCAGUAGAGCAUUCUGAUACUAGAAAAUCAGAAUAAUGAAGACAGCGAGACUAUGGUAAUUUCAACUCAAGACAACAAUAAUAGUAGCUCCUUAAUGAUGAAUGCUACAUCAAAUUUACAUGAAUAAAUCAGGACCUAAACUUAGAUUAAUAAUCAGCACUACAUAGUGCAGGUUUCAGAUAUUGACUACAUAAAAAGGAUAACUGAAUCAUCUGAGGGAUCUUAAGGGACUGAAGAGGAUGAUGAAGAUGACCUACUCAAAGAAGAUGUUGAGGGCUGGGAUGUCUUUGAUGAUUAUCAUAAAUUUAAACAUAGAGAACAGAAGAUCAAGGAAAAACGUAAGCUCAUAGCUAAAUUGUAAAAAUAGGAGAGAGAGAAGUAAAAGAAUGAAGAAAUAGAAAUGGAGCAGUCUCGAAACUUUGAGAAGGAGUUUCAUGAGCUUGAAGGCAAGCUUAAGACAUUGGAAGAGACUUUGAAGAAGAAAAAUGAAAGAGAAAAUAGUCUCCUUAACGAAAUCAAUAUUUAUGAAAGCAAAGUGCAAAUGAAGCAAAUGGAAGUGGAAGCUAUGCAGUAAAAAAUGAUCUUAUUCGAGACUUUUAAACAUAAAUUUGAAGUUAAAAAGAAGGAAGCAGAUCGACUUCUAACAAGAGUAGAGGAGUUAUCCUAAAUGAAAGGUAAUCUAGAGGAAUAAAUAAAUAAAAGCAAAGAUAAAACCUACAAACUUAAUAAGAAGAUCGAGGAUCUGAAUGAUAAGGUGAAAUCUUUAUAAACUGGAAAUGCACAUCAAAAUGACCUCAGAGACUUUGAACAUAUUGAUCAUGCACUAGCUAAUCCAGUAACACAUGGAAACAGAGUAAUUGUACCGAAGAUAAAUCUAGAAUAAAUUGAUGAAGAAAGCAAAGCUCAUCCCUCGCUGGAUGGAUCUCUCUCAGCGGAGCUUUACUAAAGAUAAAAUCCCUAUUCAAAGGGAAACGGUAUGAAUCUUUGUCUAUAAACCAAACCAUCUCUAGAUGACGAAGAGUUUUUUGACACUUCAAACUCCUACAGAUCUCAAUACCGUUUUGAAACAACAGAAGAUGAGCUAGUAAACCAAGACGACUAUAGAAAUGGGUUUUGUAAUGACCUAGAUCCUGAAAAUAUGGAUUCUUACUUGCUGAGAUAAGAAUAUCUAAGAGAAUAAACAGAAAAGACAUAAUUCCGAAAUCUAUAUCUCGAACAAUAAGAACGGUGCUAUCACUAUUAGUAAAUGAUGUAAGAAUAUGAAAGGCUCUACUCUGAGUUUUUAACUAAGUCAAUUAAGGCUGAAAAGGAGAAAAUGGAACUAAUUAUCAAAUUAAGAAGGGUAAAUAAAGUUUCUAAUUGUAUAACUACUACUAUGAGCUCCUUAAAUCCAACAAACAUCAGAAAAAAUAUACAAAGAAGCACUAAGAGGUAGCAAUUGAUUUAUAAUAUAACUGCGCUCUUUAUAGGUGUUACUAUAGUUAUUGGAAUCUUAUCCAUUCUAUGA
Molecule: messenger RNA, 2127 nt
Organism: Stylonychia lemnae
Lineage: Eukaryota; Ciliophora; Spirotrichea; Sporadotrichida; Oxytrichidae
Source: the annotation of a GenBank genome assembly